AUGGGGUGCUGCCCAGGGGACUGCUUCACCUGCUGCCCUCAAGACCAAGACUGCUGUGAAGUGUGCUGCUGCCAGCCUGCCUGCUGCGGCUGCUGUGGCCCCUGCUGCAGCUCCUGCUGCGGCUGCUCCGGGUGUGGGGACUCUGGCUGUGGCGGAGGCUGCUGUGGCUCGGGCUGUGGGGGAGGCUGCGGAGGCUGUGGAGGGGGCUGCUGUGGGGGCUGCUGCGGCUCCAGCUGCUGUGGCUCCUCGGGGUGCUGUGGCCCUGUGUGCUGCCAGCCCACACCUGUAUGCGACACGAAAUGA
Loxodonta africana (African savanna elephant) is the source of this 303-nucleotide messenger RNA. Its product is annotated as keratin-associated protein 17-1. Bases 1 to 303 code for a protein of 100 amino acids. The record is from RefSeq and is a predicted model, not a curated record. The transcript has a single exon. NCBI's taxonomy places the organism in Eukaryota, Metazoa, Chordata, Mammalia, Proboscidea, Elephantidae.